Molecule: messenger RNA, 1614 nt
Organism: Fusarium coffeatum
Lineage: Eukaryota; Fungi; Ascomycota; Sordariomycetes; Hypocreales; Nectriaceae
Exons: 2
Coding region: 1-1614 (537 amino acids)
Biological process (GO): glycolytic process; glucose 6-phosphate metabolic process; intracellular glucose homeostasis
Cellular component (GO): cytosol; mitochondrion
Molecular function (GO): mannokinase activity; glucokinase activity; D-glucose binding
Source: RefSeq, a predicted model, not a curated record
AUGUUGGAAAAUGACUUUGGAGAUGGCCAUUUGGCGACCGUUGAUUCUAUCAUCAAACAACUUGAAAUUGAUGGUGACAAAGUUCAAAAAAUCACGAAUCACUUCGUUCAGCAAAUGCAACAUGGUUUAAAAGCCAAGCAUUCUUAUCAGAUACCUUCAUUCGUCACAGAGAUACCAACUGGCCACGAGAAAGGAUUGGUUCUCGCCGUUGAUCUUGGUGGUACGAAUUGUCGCGUCUGUGCUGUGAAUCUACAUGGCGACUCUACCUUUGAUGUGUUUCAGAGAAAACACAUUGUUCCCCCCGAAUUGAGAGUCAACGAAAGCUACAAGCCUCUCUUUGAGUUCAUCGCUUUAAAAAUUGGAGAUUUUCUACACGAGUAUGCACUCGAAAUUCGGAAGGGGGAUUUGAAGCAGCAGACUUUUAAGCUGGGAUUCACGUUCAGCUUUACUUGUGAACAAACUUCAUUGUCUCAAGGUACACUCGUGCACUGGGAUAAAGGAUGGGAUAUUCCAAGCGCUGUAAAUCAGGACCCUUGUUCUUUAUUACAAGCAGCAAUUGACGAAAUCGCGUUGCCAGUACGUGUGUGUGUCUUGUCGAAUGAUGCUGUCGGGACGCUUCUCACAAAAGCAUAUACUGCGAAGAAGUCCGACGCCACGUUGGCAGCUAUAAUCUUGGGCACAGGCACCAACGCUGCCUAUGUCGAACAAAUCUCACAUAUUCCAAGACUGGGACUUGAUGAGAAGACAAUGGAGAAUGGAGUCAUGGUCAUCAACACAGAAUGGGGAUCUUGGGACGAUGAACUGGCGGUUCUUCCUCAGACGCGUUUUGACAAGCUGAUAGACCAGAGCUCUUCCGACCCUGGGUGUGGUCUGCUAGAAAAGAUGGUCUCUGGUAUGUAUUUGGGCGAGCUAUUACGAUUGAUGCUUCUCGCAUUGAUUGAAACAGGAGACCUCAGUCUUACCCUUGAUGAAAACAGCCCGGCGCAUCGACACAUGGGUAUCGAAACAGCAUUCUUGACAAGGAUUUCUGCAUUCACAGCAGAAGAUACGCAAGGUGCACUGGCAUACGUGACGGAAAACCUUGUGACGAAGGAUGCGACAAUAAAGGACUUGCGACUAUUGCAGACGCUCGCGAAUGCAAUUAUCAUAAGGUCUGCUCGAUUAGUCGGUGCAGGUCUUGCAGCAAUUCUUAUCCAAUCUGGAAGACUGCAGCCAACAAUUUCCACACCGAAAACGACAACCAUAACACAUGCGCAAGAGAUUAUCGCAAAGCCAACCAAGCAAGGAAACAAUAGUACAAUUUCCUCAGUCGUCAGAUUCAUCAAAAGCCUUUGCGGUUGCAUCGCGCCCGACGCAGAGCCGUCGCUGCCCACGAGCAAAUCAUCAUACGAGUCGGAAGAAAUGGUCAACUCGACAGUGCUGAUGGAUGAGGAAAUUAAUGUCGCUGUUGAUGGCUCAUUGUUUGAGUUUCAUGCAGAGUUUGAGAAGUUAAUGCGUGGCGCGCUAAGAGAUGUUGCGGAGGUUGGACGGUCGCAUGAGGGAAGGAUAAAAAUAGAGCUUACGAAGGAUGGAUCUGGAACGGGUGCUGCGCUGAUUGCGGCUGUUGCCAAUUGA